GUAUCCACGAACGGGCUCAGCACGGUGGCCGCCAACAAGCUGGACACCUGGAUCAUGGAGGCCCUGCAGCCCAGCACGGAUUUCUGCAAGCAGGUGAAGCAGACGGUGAAGCAGAUCUGUGACUUCCUGAAGGAGAACUGCUUUGAGUCCAACAUCCGUGUCCACAAGACCGUCAAGGGCGGCUCGGCAGGCAAGGGCACAGCCCUGCAGAAAAACUCUGAUGCCGAUGUGGUGCUCUUCCUUAGCUGCUUCUCCAGCUACAAGGAGCAGAAGCAGGAGAGAAAGUAUAUCCUGGAUUUGAUCGAGAAGAGGCUGCAUGCCUGCAGGCAGAGCCUGAUGUUCACUGUGAAUGUCAGUGAGCCCCGGUACAAGGGUCCUGGCAACACGCCACGGUCCCUCAGCCUCACUCUCCACUCCAGGGAGACCUCGGAGUCCAUCGAGGUGGAUGUCCUGCCCGCCUACAAUGCUUUAGGGCAGGUGAAGCGGGACCUCCUGCUGGACCCGAGGGUGUAUGUGGAGGUGUAUGUGGAGCUCCUGAAUGCCAGCAGUGACCCUGGGGAGUUCUCCCCCUGCUUCACCGAGCUGCAGAAGAAGUUUGUGAAACGUCACCCCGCCAAGCUGAAGAACCUCCUGCGCCUUGUCAAGCACUGGUACAAGGAGCUGCUUAAGCCACAGUACCCCAAUGAGGACCUGCCCCCCAAGUAUGCCCUGGAGCUGCUGACCAUCUAUGCCUGGGAGGAGGGCACAGGCUCCUGUGACUCCUUUGUCAUGGCUGAGGGCUUCCGUACAGUGCUGGAGCUGCUGCGCCGGCACCAGGAGAUCUGCAUCUACUGGGAGACAUUCUACUCACUCCAGGACAACCAGACAAUCAGUGCCCAUGUCAAGAGGCUGCUGCGCAGUCCCCGCCCUAUCAUCCUGGACCCCGCCGACCCCACAGGGAUCCUGGGCCAAGGCAAGAAGUGGGACCUGGUGGCACGGGAAGCUGCCCGUCACCUUUCACUGCCCUGUGUCAAUACCGUCCGGCCCUGGAAUGUGCAGCCAGCUCGGCCCGUGAAGAUUGAGGUGAGGCAGCUGGUGGGCACCAGCCUGAGCAAGACCGUCAGCCCGGGCACCACCGUUUGGCAGCUGAAGGGGGAGAUCCAGCAGGCGUGGGACAUUCCCUGGUACAGGCAGCGCCUGGCGCAGCAGGAGCCAGGCACGGGCGCCCUCAUCCUGCAGGACGGCGAGACCCUGGCCAACCACGGCAUCUUCUACAACACCACGCUGACACUGCUGCAGACAGAGCCCCAGGCAAUGGAGGUCUUUGUGAAGGACGACAAAAGCCGGACCACCACCUACAUGGUGCUGCCCACUGACACCGUCCGGCAGCUUAAGGAGCAGAUCCACACUCGGCAGGGGCCCCACGCUGACCAGCAGCGUCUGACGUACGGCUCCAGGGAGCUGGAGGACCAGCACAUGCUGGCGCACUAUGACAUCCAGCCCAGGAGCACCAUCUUCAUGCUCCUGCGGCUCCGGGGGGGUGCAGGCCCCCAGCACCGCCCGUUCCCUGCCUGCUCACCCUUCUGGGUGUUGCCCCUGGCAUCCGCCUAUGCCCCU
This is a messenger RNA of Leptosomus discolor (cuckoo roller), 1596 nucleotides long. RefSeq names its product 2'-5'-oligoadenylate synthase 1. The record is from RefSeq and is a predicted model, not a curated record. Gene Ontology annotation, cellular component: cytosol; nucleoplasm; membrane. Gene Ontology annotation, biological process: negative regulation of viral genome replication; regulation of ribonuclease activity; defense response to virus. Lineage: Eukaryota; Metazoa; Chordata; Aves; Leptosomiformes; Leptosomidae. Gene Ontology annotation, molecular function: 2'-5'-oligoadenylate synthetase activity; protein binding; double-stranded RNA binding.